This is a messenger RNA of Nelumbo nucifera (sacred lotus), 1767 nucleotides long. Its product is annotated as metacaspase-1-like. The record is from RefSeq and is a predicted model, not a curated record. Lineage: Eukaryota; Viridiplantae; Streptophyta; Magnoliopsida; Proteales; Nelumbonaceae. Gene Ontology annotation, molecular function: cysteine-type endopeptidase activity. Gene Ontology annotation, biological process: proteolysis. Gene Ontology annotation, cellular component: cytoplasm.
CUCUUGGGUUGGGGUUGGGCCUGGGUUUAGCUAAAACCCGACCCAGUCUGCCCGGUUUGCACCCAUAGGCCAUAGUCUCGAUUCUCGCCGUCUCGCGCGGGGAGUUUACUAUUGGGCUGGAACGAGCCAGCGGCGACGUACGGAUUCAGAGAUUGAUCAACUGGGAAUUACUGUGGAUCCCCCCUGUUAUGUUUCUCUAUGAUAACUAGCCAGAAAGAAAACUUCUCUGUGUCCUGUAAAUUUUUUUUACUCAAGUGAGUCCCCUGUAACCCUGUUAAGUGUUUGUUAACUACCCAAAACGAAAAAAAGAAACGGUCGUAACUUCUAUCUCCCGGAAACUUCCCUCCCCGACGACUCAGUGCCGAAGUCAAUAACAAUCACGCAUCAGUUCACGCGUUUACUCUUCUUCUAGUACUGUUCUACAACCAAAAAACACAUCUCAGAACAUUCUGCAGAGAACAGGAUUUCAGCCUUGUUCUUCCUUUUCUUUGCGUCUGUUUCUGUGCUUUUCUCCCUGGUUUAUCAAAGCUUUGUUUCCAAACUCGCCACUGUUCACUCUCUGUUUCUUAUACGAUGUAUGUUAUGCUCGUCCAGUGUUCCAACUGCCGGGCGGCACUGCAGCUCCCGCCGGUCGCCAACAUGAUUCAAUGCACCAUAUGCGGAGCCAUCACCAGCACCCUCCACCCCUUUUGCCUUUCUCCUCCGCAUUACCAUAAUUACCAUUACAUCCCCCCUUACCCGCCUCCUCCACCCUACGGCGGCGUCCCUCCGCCCCUUCCUCCUCCGUCUCUCCACAUCCCCAAGAAAGCGGUCGUAUGUGGCAUUUCGUAUCGCAACACCCAGCAACAGCUUCUUGGCCCCAUCAACGACGCCCAAUGCAUGCGCCACCUCCUCRUGAAAGAAUUCGGCUUCCCGGAAUCCUCCAUCCUCAUGCUCACAGAAGAUGCAACUGAGUCAUACAAAAUUCCAACCAAACGAAACAUGAUGAUGGGAUUGCAUUGGCUAGUACAAGAUUGUCAACCCGGAGAUUCUCUGGUAUUCCAUUUUUCUGGCCAUGGCUUACAGCUGGUGAACAAUAAUGGAGACGAAGUUGAUGGCUAUGAUGAAUGCCUUUGUCCUCUAGAUUAUUUUAGUGAAGGAAUGAUUGUUGAUGAUGAACUAAAUGCAUUGAUUGUCAGACCGCUUCUUCAUGGGGUGAAGCUGCAUGCAAUAAUAGAUGCUUGCCAUAGUGGAACUGCACUAGAUUUGCCAUAUUUCUGCAGAAUGGACAAGAGUGGGAGGUAUAGGUGGGAAGAUCAUAAUCCUCCAUCAGGAGUGUGGAAAGGUACAAGUGGUGGAGAAGCAAUCUGCUUUAGUUCUUGUGAUGAUUACCAAAAAUCUAUUGACACUAUGGUUCUAUCAAAAACUACUUAUACGGGUGCCAUGACUUAUGGUUUCAUUCAAGCAAUUGAGUGCGGACACCGUAAUACAUAUGGGAGCAUACUAAAUUCAAUUAGGAGUACCAUUGAUGAUAUGGGUAAGGAUGGUGGUGGUGGUCGAAUAACAUUUCUCUCGAAUUUUCUCACAGGAAGCAGUCUCAAUGGCAGGGUGAGACAGGAGCCGCAGUUAACAGCCAGCAAUCAAUUUGAUGUGUAUAACAAACCUUUCUCCUUAUGACCCAUACUCUCUCUCUCUCAUGACCUACAGAGUUCUGAUUCCAAAUUGUAUUACAUUGUUCUGUGAAACUUGUAAUGUCUAAAUAUUGGAAGAUCCCUCUUUUUUCUUUCA